Closterium sp. NIES-65 is the source of this 840-nucleotide messenger RNA. NCBI's taxonomy places the organism in Eukaryota, Viridiplantae, Streptophyta, Zygnematophyceae, Desmidiales, Closteriaceae. The record is from the annotation of a GenBank genome assembly.
AUGGCGGUCCACUGUGAGCGCACCUGCCUGCAGCACUGCCUGCAAGCUGCCCCUCUCCAUCCACUCAUACACCAACACCUGCCCCUCCUCUCCCCCCUCCUGCCCGCCCUUCUCCUCUCCCUCCUCCUGCCUGCUCCCCUCCUCUCCCCUCUCCUUCCCACCCCCCUUCGCUCCCCUUUCCUGCCCGCCCCUUUCCUCUCCCCGCGCCCGCCCCUCCUGCAUACCCCCCUCCCCUCCCCCCCUCCCGCACUCCCCUCUGCCCUGCCUCUGGCAGCCCCUCGAUGCCCCCCCCAGCCUGCCAGCUGCACCACCCCACGAGGCGGAGCACGUUGGGGUGCCCCACCCGCGCCAAGGCCAGUGCGUGGGCCUCCAGUGACUCCCACGGCGGCCCCCCUCUCAUGCGCUUCACUGCCCACACGCCCCCCCCGCCCCCGCGCCCUCCCCCUCCCUGCACGCAUCCCCUGCUUCCUCUGCAACGCGCCCCCCUCCUCUCCCCCUUCCUGCUUCCCCUCUCCCCCGUCCUGCUUCCCCUCUCCCCCUCUUCCAUUCCCACCAUCGCUCUCUGCCUCACUCCUCUCCUCGCUCUUUCCCCCCUCCGCCCUCCGCCCCGAUUCCCCCCAUUCCCCCCAUUCCCCCCUGUACACGUCACUCCACCUGCCUCCCCCCACCCUCCGCCCCUCUGCCCACCCAUUGGUGGCCCUGAUUAGGAGCUGCAAGGGGAAGGGGGGAAUGAGGGGAACGGGGGGAGCGGGGGAGAUGAAGGGAAUGAGGGGAGCGGGGGGGAUGAAGGGAAUGAAUGAGGGGAAUGAGGGGAAUGAGCGGAACGAGAGGUGUAAAUAA